AUGUAUCAAAUUUAUCAGGCUGGAACGGCAAAAGCCAAAUACACACCGAAUAGGAUUACUGCUCAGCGAGGAUGUCCAGUUUGUAUCUACAAAGCUAAUGGCACUAAUGUUUGUGGAACUGAACUUGAGCUCAAACAGAACCUACAUCAGAUGAACCAGGAGAGAGUGUCUAAAGCUCCGCUGCAACGAGGAUGUGACUGGUUCUUUUCUCCACCAAGGCCAGCCACAGGCAGAGGCAUCUGGGAAAGAAUGGUACGCUGUAUUCGGAGGAUAUUAAGACCAUUACUUGGUGAUCAACUAGUAACUGAUGAAGUCCUUACAUCUUCGCUAACCAAAGAAGAAAAAAUCAUCAAUGACCGACCCCUGACAAUGUUAUAG
Molecule: messenger RNA, 378 nt
Organism: Opisthorchis viverrini
Lineage: Eukaryota; Metazoa; Platyhelminthes; Trematoda; Opisthorchiida; Opisthorchiidae
Exons: 2
Coding region: 1-378 (125 amino acids)
Molecular function (GO): nucleic acid binding
Source: RefSeq, a predicted model, not a curated record